AUGCCAACCGAGUUUGACUUCGCCGAGGUGACACUACACAUCAUCCCAAAGAAAGGCACUGAGACAGAAACAGGCGCCGAGAUCAAGGCGUCGUCUCCCAAGACCUUCUCUUUCGAUGUCACUUUUGUUCGUAAAUAUGUGGCGAACCCACAGGAUGAAGAUGGAGGUGUUGGUAGCACCCAGGUAGAUGUUCCAGCACAGGAACCAGUGCUAAUCCACGACUCCCUGAGAAUUACACGCAGUGAGCCGUUCGGGAAGGAUGUCGUUUUGCAUGACGUCUAUCUAGGCGAGCCACUAAAGUUCAAAUUCCUCUACGCAGAUGGUCGCACUGCCGUAGAGAAGACGGCUAUAUUGAGGAAGGACCCGGCCGGAGACACUGACGGAUCACCCGAGAACACGAUCAGCACAACGAUAGAGCUCAGCAAAGAGGACAUCGAACGUAUGGAAGCGAUCCCAUCGCGUCCAGGAGAAGUGCUAAGCGACAUCAAAAGAUCGGCUCGGCUGGUGUCACUGGACCCACAGCUUCAGCAGAUCAACUUCCCGCUCGCCCAACUCUUGGUCGUUCCAAUCAGAUUCAACGAUCUCCCUCCUGGCAACCCGAUCGAUCCCAGCAAGAGCCGAAGUGGACAACCGAGUCUGGGGGAGACGACCCCAACACAGUGGAAAGGCUCUGGCUUCGAAGACAUUGUGAGAUCAGAAACCCCCAGAUCUAAACCUGUAACUGGCUCCAAGAUAUGUGAAACUUCCAUCGCUGAUGCCAUACUUGGCUUGAACUGGAAGCAUACCCGGGUGGCGGUCGACGGCAGUUUCACUGCAACCUUUGAACCUGGCUCCUGGAAUGCAUGGGCUUGGAUGCUGUUUGGUGGUGGCGCUCAGCAUCCGAUCAUCGGACUUGUUGUAGAGCCGUUGGCGUUUUCAAUUGACAGAACUCGGUCGAUAUUUCUGCCUCAGCCUGCCAAAAGGUCUGAAGCCCAACCCGGUUCUGAUGAUGGAGCAUCCAAGACCACAGCCUCGGCGCCAUCCACACAGCAACCAACGAAGACAGGCCGGGGAAGGGUACCAGUGGAUGUAUCGGCUGCAGAGCUCGCAACCAACCCUGAUGUGUAUACUGAGGACCCUGGAGCUUUCUGCAGACCCUUCAGCAAUCCCCAACGGGUUUUGUCAGAAAGAUCCUUCUUCUCCGUUCUGCGUACGGAGAUGCCUGCCAUCUCAGCAGAGUCGUCAGUCAAACUUGAGGAACCUGCUCAAUUAGACUUCGAUCCUCCCAAAGAUAUGCUGGCUGCACUCAGGGAAAGCACAAGCUCCGCCAUCAUUGCUCCAUCCAUUACGUUGACCAUGUCAGAGGUUCCAACCGUUGCCACAGGCAAGGGAUUCCGUACCGACAUCGGUCAGGGCCUGGCAAUGUACCUUGAUCGCCUGCCCGAGGAGCUUCAGAAACACUACAGUAAACUAAGUCAUUCCCGGGUGGAGAUGAGUGCAACACAACCGCUGCAGUGGAAUAGCGAGAGUACCAGGUAUCAAGCCACCACUGUUGCUCGUGGCCACAUCUUGGAAUUUCGUGUGCGUACUCGAAGCAAUGGGUACAGCUUAGGUGGUGUGGCAAAGACUCUAACUCUUGCACCGCGGCAGACGAAGCGAAUUCAGAAGAUUUCCUGGUCUAGAGCAGAACAAAGCUCCCGGGCAGAGACACAAGACUCUCAGGACGCUGUCGACGACCUUGUGAGCCACGAAAAUUCCUACGAGAAUGCGGUGGCGGCCAAUCUCACUGAAUGGGCUCAGGGUAGCUCUAAGAGCAAGGUUUCAGCCGCGGCUUUCGCUGCUGGUGGCAUCCUUGGUCAACUGCCCAUCGCUGUCGGAGGAGGUGCAGCUACAUCAACUGCGACUUCCGGUAGCCAGCAGUCUGGGGGAAGAGACGCUUCUGCAAAAGAAGAAGGGCAGUGGCGGGGUGCGAUUGAGCGUCAUGGGGAAUCGGUCAGGAAGUUCGAGAGUACGAUUGUGCAAGAGGUGGCCCAGGAGGAGGAAGUCACCGGCACAGUUGAAGUCGUCCGGAACAUCAACUAUGCCCAUAGCCUGACUGUCAUCUACCACAACAUACUGAGGCACCAGCGGGUCGAUACCGAGUUUGCCGGGGUGAGAGAGUGCUUGUUCGUCCCCUUCAGCAUGAAGCCUUUCACCAUGGCAAGGGCAUAUCGCUGGAGAGAGACUAUCAGACGCAUUUUGAGAGAUAGGCGGUUCAACCAUGCAAUGGAAUAUCUCCGAGACGUGCUCACCGGGUUUCGGUCAUCCACAAUCCCACCAGGUCGUCGCGCGGAUCAUGCCAUACGAUCGAUGUAUGGGUCCGUCUACAUUGAACUCGGCAUAGCCCGACCCAUGGACAACGACAAAGGGGAAUUCAGCCAGGAUUCCUGGACAACACUGACGUCUUUGUUGGGACUUCCCACUCGAGCCACCUGGCAAUCUUUGGCAGGCCUUUCGGAUCUAAAUCGCGAACCCGAGUUUCAGCGACUAUAUGCCCCGGGGAUCGCAGCCAAAUGGUGUAACUCUCUGCAACUCUGGGGAGCAAACCGAAAUUUGGAGGCUGACUUUACCUUGGCCACUCGCCAUGUCUUUGGUAGACAAGUUAGGGUCGACUUCCAAGUGGACACCAGUAACAUGAACCUUGGUCGAGCGCAGUUGACUACACUUGUCGUCCGAGCGACUAGAGGUCUUCCUCCGGGCUCCCUUGCGAAUGUCCGAAGCAUCAACUACACAUAUCAGACCGACUAUGUGACUCGGUCCAUCUCUCUCGGCCAAGGUGCGAAUGAUUUGGUGGACCCUACCAGUGGGGGGGUCGACCGCGAAGGGGCAGCUUUCCAAUCGCCCAUCACGCUCUUCGAAGCGCAAAACCUCAGGAUGGAAUUGGUUCACGACACUAUGGAGCUCUUGCAGCAUCUCAAUGAACAUAUUGAGUACUACCAUCGCAUGAUCUGGUGGUACAUGGACCGGGAUAGACUUUUCAUGCUUCUGGAUGGCUUCUACGUCCCUCGCCUGAAGCCCGAAACAAGUAUCGCGAACAUUGUAGAGAGAAACCCGCUCGGCGUGGCUGGCAAUUCUCUCAUAUUCCGAGUUUCAGCUGGAUGUUUCCUUGGGACGCCAGAGCUGCCGACUGCCAACGACCUUGACAGCUGGUACCGAUCCAGCGGCCCACCCGCGGACCCAAUGCACAUCAGUCUGCCAACUGACGGCCUCUAUGCACAGACCGUGAUGGACGAGUGUGAAGCGCUCGAGGAGCAUUAUGGAAGUCUUGAUUGGGCACUGAACGAUGCCGACCCCGAGCUGGGCUCUAUUGACGCAAAUUUGCUGACCUCUCGCCGCAGUGAUCCAAAUGUUGGGACCACCCCGACCAAGCUUCCAGAUACGCUCAUCAGCCUCCAGAAUGCCAGCCCAGCUCCUGCCCCGCAAGGGUUUGAUGGUAUAUUGGGCACCAUUGGCAACGCUAAUUUGUUCCGUGACAUGGCCGGGCUAGCUGGCACUCAGGGACUGGCGGCUCAAGGGCUUGAAACCACCUCUGGCCUGGCAGCCAACGCCUUGAAUCAGGCGGCUGCACUCAAAUUGGCCGAGAUGGCCAGUAAAACAUCGGCCACCGCGAACGCGGAUCGCAAACUGGCCACACUUCAACGGGCCGUCAAGAAGGAACUGAUCAAGGAUGAGGCCGUAGUCAGCCAGAUUGCAACAGAUAUCCAAGCCGACUCGAAUGGCAUACCUCCGACUCAGCCAAAGGCCAGUGAAGAAAUCACCCCGAGGGAGUGUGGAGAAGUCAUCAAGAUCCUCGAAGGUGAGCAGAAGAAGGGGAACAUCACAAACGAGGAGAAGAAGGACGGGAUCCGGAAGCGGACCAGGAAUCUUCCUGGCGGCCGCUCUCCAGCCCCAUCCGAAAAACUGUAUCCUCUGACAAUCGAGUUUGUUGGGAUCAGUGACCGGCCCCUUGCCGGCCAUUGGGAGUGCUCCCUCGGCCAGGUCCGUCUUGUGGACAACAAGAACACACUCGUGGAGAUAGCCCGUGGCGAAGGUGAGGACCUGAGCGAACCCGGGAUCGUCAAGAUGGUCUUGCCGCGCAUUCGCGGACGCCACAGCAGUAUCUACACCCUUUUGGUGAAAGGCUACAUCUUCGACGGGUUCAUGACACCUGCCCAGCCAGCAUGGAUGGAACAGAAACUUAACAACGUCAAUAUCCCCGACCAGUUAUUGGAUCAGAACGGCUCCGUGACGGCCACGGUGCGCGCCAUGCACGGCAAAGUCACCACCUCCAAGACGACGGGAAAGGAGUUGUCCAACGAUAUCAACCAGGGACGGAAGUCGGGCGGUGAGUCGAGCGGCAGUGUUAGCAUCGAGGGAGACCCGUCAGCAGUCUUCGGCGCGGGUGGGAAGCUGGUCGACUUCAUCGCAGAGCUCGCAAAAGGGAUCGCAACCUUGAAAGGAGAAGGGAGCGUCACCGUCUCCGGCGAGUUGAGCAGCGGCGAGACCCAGAGCAAACUCGAGAAAAUUGAAGAGACUCAGACCUGGGAAAUCGAGUACUAUACGGGCACGUUCGAGCACGUCGUCGAAGUGAUUUAG
Molecule: messenger RNA, 4593 nt
Organism: Capronia coronata CBS 617.96
Lineage: Eukaryota; Fungi; Ascomycota; Eurotiomycetes; Chaetothyriales; Herpotrichiellaceae
Exons: 3
Coding region: 1-4593 (1530 amino acids)
Source: RefSeq, a predicted model, not a curated record